AUGGCAACAGAAAAAGAAGCUAUGGGAAGUCCAGCCGGCAUCGCGCUGAUCCCGUGGGACCCGGCCAGCCCUGGGCACGCCGACCGCAUGAAGAUACAGCGGCAUGCGUGUGGCUGGGAUGCCGACAAGGUGCCUUACUGGCAGAAGAAGGUCGCCGCCGGUGACAAGCUCCUCUUCUGGAUCGUCCUGGAGCGAGGCGACAUGGAAGACGCGCUGUUGUUGGCGGGGCGUGCGGCUGGCGCGGCCGAGGGGGAGCCCCUGAGGGACACGGCGGCGCAGGUGGGCAGGACGACGCGGACGGCAACGGGAGAAGCGUUUAUUCCGAUCGGACACAUUGCAUUGGACGAGUAUCCGAAGAGGAACGUGCUGUUUGGGCUACCGAUGGCGACGCUGUGGAUCAAGUCGCUUUACAUUUCCACAGCUAUACAGUCGAGCGGUCUCGGGCGGAAGGCGAUGGCGCAGGUCGAGACGAUGGCGGCCGGGGCGCCGUUUCGCAGCGCGGCGCUGGCGCUGGACACGACGCACCCGGAAUGGCACCGGCGCGAGGGGAGCCGCCGGCUCUACGGCACGGAUGAGCCGCCGGCGGGGGCGCCGCCGAUACACACCAACCACGCGUGGUACGCGCGGCAGGACUACUUGGACAUGGCGUUGCCGGAGGCGGAGAAGGAGGAGGCGUGCGCGAGGGCGGAGGGGAGGGAGUCGUUGGGGUAUUAUAAGAAUACAGACCCGGAGACGGGAUUGGAUGAGAGAAUUCCGACGACGUACUUGUAUAAGAUGAUUUGA
This is a messenger RNA of Cordyceps fumosorosea ARSEF 2679, 783 nucleotides long. Its product is annotated as Acyl-CoA N-acyltransferase. The transcript has 2 exons. The record is from RefSeq and is a predicted model, not a curated record. Bases 1 to 783 code for a protein of 260 amino acids. NCBI's taxonomy places the organism in Eukaryota, Fungi, Ascomycota, Sordariomycetes, Hypocreales, Cordycipitaceae.